Amoebophrya sp. A25 is the source of this 3278-nucleotide messenger RNA. The record is from the annotation of a GenBank genome assembly. NCBI's taxonomy places the organism in Eukaryota, Dinophyceae, Syndiniales, Amoebophryaceae.
AGGGAUUGAGGAUGAUCUACUUCUGGAUUCGUUGACUUACUUUUUUUUACGGAGUACUAUCAUGAUGGUCAUCAUGUUUGGAAAAAUGGGAUCAAAUUUCAUCUAGUGUAAGAAGUUCAUCCUAGAUGUAGUUCAUAAUUAUUUUUUCUUGGAGAUUUCUUGGAGAUAGACAUAGAGAUUAGAAAGUUUGGAUCGAUACCGCUCUUGAAGCCUUCUUCAUCCUUGGAUGAUUGACUACUUAGUCGGCGAUAUCGGAACUAAGACUAACUAAAAACUAGUAAUCAGUCAAUAGAAGGCAUAGUGGAAGAACUUCUUGUUCUACCUCAACUUCAACGAGUAAAAAUCAGUCAAUAGAAGGCAUAGUGGAAUAACUUCUUCUACCUCAAUUAUCGUCCAACAAGGAGAAAAAAUGGCAAAGUUUGAUCCGUCGAAGAUGGGAGCUGCUAUGCAGCAGACGUUGGGUCCGCUGGUUGGUGGCUCUAUAGCCCUGGGAGGUCUCUUUUACACAGCCAACAACUGUCUCUACAACGUGGAAGCUGGUCAUCGUGCCAUCAAAUUCAACCGCUUGUCGGGAAUAGGGACUACGGUAUGAAUUUGAUCCAAUAGUUAGUGGUAGUUACGGUAAGUAUAAUCCAAUAGUUAGUUGUAGUUGUGGCAGCACAAGCACAAGAACUAGGGUUUAUGUUGACCUUUGCGUCGAUCCACUUUCUUCGUACGGCAUGUUCAAUAGUAUUGAAGAUAGUGAUGCAGUUUUUACGUAAUGGUAGACCCCAACUUGAUGUUGAUGCACCAGCACUUUUCCCUACGUUCCCAUCUCACCGCAGCACUUCGAAGAAGGGACGCAUUUUAUGAUGCCGUACUUUGAGAGGCCGAUCAUCUUCGAUAUUAGAACCAGGCCGCGAACGAUAGUCUCCCUCACAGGAAGUAGGGAUUUGCAGAUGGUUAACAUUUCAGUCCGCACUCUAGUUCGGCCAGACGAGACGAAACUCCCGAGGAUAUACACGCACUUGGGACAAAAUUACGAUGAGAAAGUACACCAAUACAAAUCCUACCUGAAUUUUCUUGUAGUUCUCCUUACAUAGUGCUUGCACGACAAAAUAAACAAAGAUGUUGAGAUGAUGAUCAUCAUAAGCUCUAGGCCGUAGUUUUGUUUUUGGCUCUUCGGCAGCCACUCAUGUCUGCCAGUUUUCCUGGUAGGCCCACACCUAACCUAACCAUAAUUGAUACUUUUACUGCAAGGGAUAGGGACUACCUCUAGAAUGGUUAUAAAAAAUCAGAACUACACUUCUAUCUACUAGACCAAUCCCAAAUGUUUGAACCUCCCAGGUCCUCCCCUCCAUUGUGAACGAAAUUCUGAAGAGUGUGGUGGCACAGUUCAACGCUAGUGAAUUAGUGCAACAGCGCGAAAUCGUUUCUGGACUCAUUCGCGAUAGUCUUACGAAGAGAGCAAAGGUAAGAGGUUUUUCUAACAACUUGUUCUAGUAAAAUGUGCUCAUGUAGUGUUGCUGACAUUAUCAACCGACCUGAUAUGGUACUUCUUCUUCUAGUUUACAACAACUUAUCUCAUCUUGCUCAAAAACCUUUAAUAGUGCCAAAAAUGCUCAACUUUUACUUUUACUAGGCCUUAAAUAAAAUGAUCACCCUUUUUUUUAACCAAAAAUGCUCAACUACCUUUACCCUUACCAAACCAAAAAGGAUUUCAAUAUUCUUCUCGAUGAUGUGUCGAUUACGCACUUGAACUUCUCACCGGAGUAUGAGAAAGCCGUAGAAUCAAAACAAGUGGCUCAGCAACAAGCAGAAAGAGCACGCUUCCGCGUCCUCAAGGCCCAAGAGGAGAAGAAAAACAUCGUCAUCAAAGCACAGGGUGAGACAGAGGCAGCGAAAAUGAUUGGUACUGUAGACGAGUACUUGAACUUGAACUAGUAGUAGUUUUCAUCUCAUUCAUGAUAAUUGUCAAUUCUAUUGUACGUGCUUAAUGCUAUCCUAUGAUCCUAUCACAUCCAUGAUAAUCCUUAUGCAUCCGGGAUUCGUGGAGUUGCGUCGUGGAGAAAAAUAAUCAAUCAAGCCUUGUACGUGCCGCGUAGUAUGGGAGCGACUCGCGCUUGUAGUAUGUGUGCGUGCUUGUAGCGACAGCGGCCCGCCCCGUGCCAGAGGCGCGUCGCUGAAUUGACGACGAAAGAUGAUCUUCUAUGACUAUGUAGUCUGAAUAAGAACCUGCUAAAGAGAAAAAUAUCAAUUUCUGAUCUAUAUGUUGAUGUUCGCUUCUUGUAUGGUUAACAACAGGAGCGACUUUUCCACUGAUGAAACAACCUCACUGAUCAUGAAACUACAAAAGGUAACGCCAUCAAGAAUAAUCCGGGAUUCGUGGAGUUGCGUCGUAUCGACGUGGCCCGUGAGGUCGCCCAAUGCCUAGCGAAAAGUCAAAACCGCUUGGUCCUGUCCGCAGACUCUCUGCUGUUAAACCUCAUGGAUAAAGACAAGGAGGUCAUCAAGGCAUAGUGCGCAUGUCUGCUCUUAAACCUCAACAUGGAUAAGGACAAAGAGGUAAUCAAGGCAUAAUUGAAACAGGAGGGCUGCAUGUUACGAGGGUGUACUGCCACGACUACGAUAUUGCAGCAGGCAUUGCGGUGCUCAUCUUGUUGAUCAUCUCUUCCAUGGAGGAGUGUUGUUCUUUUUUUUAAAGUGGUGGCUGGUGCGGGGUUCUGGCUUCUCUUGAUAUGGAAAGAGACAUUCGGAAUGGUACGACCACGAUGACUACGAAGAUGAUACCGCAUGAUAAGAAUUUUCCGAGCCAGUCUGCGGCUUUAUCUAGCAUCAUUAGAGAUGUCGACACCCACGCAUGAUAAUGAUCUUGUCCCAAGCGCGCAUUUUGAAUUUUCCACCCGUCCUGGGCCCAUACAUAGUUCGUUGUGUUGAAUAAAGUUCUUUUUUUUGUCAUAACACUGCGCUUAAGCGUUGUACCCCUCGAAACCCCUGAUCAUUUUCCCGCAAGCAUAAAAAUUAAUGUUCGUAAAAAUCUUGAGAUGAAGUGACGGUGAAGCAUUCUGACACCAGCCGUGUCAACAGCAUGUUGAUGCCUCCCCGUACACCAAAAAGACGUCACUCUUCACCUGGCAGCUUCACUUUCCAGGUUAGAGACAACAAGAGCUUUCCCGGAGGUCUGGCGACGUGUCCAAGGCAAUUGGACAGACACCUUGUGGAUCGACAUUGAUGCUGUGGUCGCCACUCCAGGGACUCAUCGACGACGUGUCUUUAUUUCAUUCGUACACGUUCAUCCG